ACACAUCUUCAAAGACCUGCCUGCCUUUCGAUCCCACUGCCAAAGGUAUAACCUUCAGCCCAGUUACACAAAAACACUGACAAGCCGACUAUCGAGCUCCAAAUCUAAGCGAAAAGUUUCAAAAACCCGAGAAACCCGAUAAAAAAACCCGAAAAACAUGUCAACCAACUUCAAGUCCAGAAUUCCGAAGCGCAUUAAGACCUCGAAGACGACAGCUCUACAUGCUACGAAAUCGGAAAGUUGUCGCUCUCGUAGUGCCGCCUUCAAAUAUCGCUGUUCGACGUUUCGCUCUAAAUUGCCUCUGCCGAUCAAUAAGCUUGCCGCUUCGGUCAAGCCAGUGUCGCUGGAAGCGGCGGUGGUUAUGAAGAAACUGGAAACGGAAACCGAUGUGAUCAUACGCUCACUAGUACGACGCUCGAUACCGCCGGCGGUACGCGGCAAUCGGACCUCCUUUCGACGCAUUCAACUGGCCCACGGUUCACCGGUGGCCAGUGCCUCGUUGAUAAUGAAACCGAUUAGUUGGCGAAAUACUAGCAAGGUGAUUCAUGAGCCAGAGAAGCAGCUAAAUCAAUCCAUUCCCCUGGCUAACCAUGAAAAGCUUCCCGAGGCCCAUCAAGUUUCGGCCAAGAAUCUUCUCGAGCUGGUGGCCGGCAAAAGGCAACCGGAUAUGCAACUUAUGCGCUUCCUGUGCAGCGAUCAUCGGCUUAUCAAUGUUCCCUGCCACCUCAUGUACCGCCACUCAGUGGUGAUGUGUAGAUUGGACACGCUGGAACAGCCCAUCGAGCUGCGGUCCAUACGUUCGGUCACGCUACUGAGGGUGAUCCUGUGGAUGCACGAGAAGAGCUUGUGUGGAAAUGGCAACCGAACUGGAACAGAAUCUCAACGAAGUUGCAUUUGUUGGAAUGAUAGUGAUGUUGCUAAUGAAACAGGAAACGGAAGUGAAAAUAACGAGAACAGUGGCAAGAACACUUAUGAAAAGGAAACUAUGACAGAGGAUAAUGAUUCUAAAAGAAAUGAUAACGAAGAAAGUAUCAAUUAUGAUAGAUGCGAAUGUGAAAGUCCCAAGGACAUGAGGGAAACUAGUAAGAACAAGAACACAAAUGCGGAUAGUGUGAAAACUGAUAGGGAAAUCACUGAAAACAGUCAAGAAAAGCCCACAAAUCCGCAUGAAAAAUCCGAAAUUAUAAAAAAUAAUAAAUAUAAUGGCUUAAAAGAAGGCAGACAAGAAAACACAGAGGAUAAAUGUGUUAGCAGAGGAAGGAUAGAAGGAAGUGAUAGAAUGUCCAGUGAAAGUGACAGCCUUUUAAGGAGUCAAAAUUGUUAUUACCACAACGAAAUAGAAAAGGGCAUGGAAACCAAAGAGGAAAAUCAUGAAAAUGCCUCGACAGAAAGUGUAAAAUAUGAAAAUAAAACAAUAAUUGCCAAUGAAAAAGCGGAAAACAGUUGGGAGCUUAAGCAGAAACUUAAGAAAAAUGCCUACAAUGAAAACGAGAAUAAAAUUGGGAAAUAUUCCAGAAGUGUAAAUUCAAAGCGAGAAUAUAGAAAGGAAAAUGUGAUAAAACUAAAUGCAAGUACUGGAAACACUCAAAGAAAAACCAAAUGCCAAACCGACUUAAACGGCAGCGGAAGUCACAAGAAAGUUGCAAUUCCUAAUAGAGAUAGAGAUCGGAAAAGUCAAGAUCGUACUGUUAAUAGUGCCAAGGAAAACGGCUUUGAUAAACGUAAGAAAAAGGGACUCAUCCUAGGUGAAGCCAAUAGAAACAUCGAGGAAAAUCUUUAUAUAUAUAACGAAAAAAAACAAAAUUCAAGUAAAACUCAUACCAGAAAAUGCAAAAGUAACGACGAAGGUACAGGAAGUGAAAAUGAAUCGCAGCCAUUUGGGGAAAAUUCAUGGAACUUCUCGGCUAGAAGUAAACUUUAUUCGUGGGAAGAGCGUUUGCUGGGCAGCGAGCUCUGCCAGCUGGUGGAGCUCAUUCUGGCUGCCCACUACCUGGGCGUUGAGUCCCUGACCAACCAUGCCACCUAUCAUUUUGGCAAACUGAUGGCCCAAAGGACACAAUGGGAACGCUAUCAAAUGCUCAAGAUCAAGACUCAUUUGGCAGGUGUACGACAGACCUUGGAUAGCCAUCGUCCCUUGAUCACAGAGAUAAUGUCACAGACCAGGAACAUAGAUUCAGUUUAUUAUGGCACAAACAUACAGCAGCAGCAGCAGCAGCAGCAGCAGGAUUCUAAUCGGAUGUCAAGGAUCAGGCGAUCACGCCUGGACUUACAGGCUCCACUUUGCCCCAACACACCGCAGGGCCAUCAUCAGCAUUGUUUUCGAUCUACGCUUUAACUUGAAAACGUU
Drosophila eugracilis is the source of this 2347-nucleotide messenger RNA. Its product is annotated as GATA zinc finger domain-containing protein 14. The coding region runs from base 158 to 2335 and encodes 725 amino acids. The record is from RefSeq and is a predicted model, not a curated record. Gene Ontology annotation, biological process: ubiquitin-dependent protein catabolic process. The transcript has a single exon. NCBI's taxonomy places the organism in Eukaryota, Metazoa, Arthropoda, Insecta, Diptera, Drosophilidae.